UGUGUGCCCACAUAUAUCUAUCUGGGUACAUAUUGCGCAUGCAUGAGGUCACCGAAACAUUAGAGGCGGGCAUCUUCGGGUGCAGACUUCGUCUUUUAUGGCGGAACGAGAUGAAGCAGUAGUAUACGGCACCCGGAGGACGUCGGGAUUCCAUGCUCGGCCAGCCCGGUCGAUCGCCUCAGUGCUGCCAGGCGUGAAUAGCUCGGUCUGUGAUCGACAAGAUUGGCUCGGCCGACCGACUUUGGCUCGGCUGGGUUAAUGCUGUCGGCUAGUCUCGGACCGGCUAUAGCUACAGUCUCGGGUCGGCUGAUAACGUUGUACCUGCAGCACGCGAUCGAGUAUAUAGAGUGAUGUUUGACAAAUUUCUGAGUACAUCAUCUUGUUCAAUCAAUACACUCGGCCCAUUACACUUUCAUAUAAUCAGGCCUUAUUGUCCAUUGGGACAUCUGCACAUCCCCACUUGUCGAGAACAACAAAUCGACAUGUCUCGCCACAGCAGCAGCGGUAGCAACACGACCUUGCUUGCUUUGGCGGCCCUGCUGCUGCUCACCGCUGGACCUGUCUUCGGCGGCGGAAAGGAACAUGACCGCGAGAAGCCGCAGCACAAGCCCCCGCCGAAGCCUCCCAAGGAAAUCUGCGACAAAAUUCUUGUGGUGACUGAGAAGUUCAACGAGACCGCCUGGGUAACUCCUGCAGGCAUCAAGAUUGGUUCGGAUCUGUCCCGUGUUAUCGGCUACAGCCUUGGCUACAGGGAUCCCUUGUACCUGGGGGCAUGCGUCACGCCCAAGACAAAGAACGCCGUCACCGGUGGCACGGGCAUCUACAGGGGCGCUGAGGGCGUAGUGAAAGUGAAGGUGCUGAAGCAGGGCGAGGUGUACGCAUACAAGAUCGUGCUUGAGGACGAGCCCAAGUGCUAUGACAAGUAAUAAAUACUCUUAAUAAUUAGGAAUGAAGAACUGUUGGAAGAACAUGGUUUAUCUAUCAACUCCGGAUAGAAACGCCUGAUUUGAGCUAUCCAUCUGAUGAGAAUCAUUGUCCGACUGGUGAAGGGAUUGCUGCCCGCCUGCUACUCUGUUGUCGCCUGCACGCACGUAUGUAUGUAUGUACGCCGACGGUAACAGAUGCGCGUGAUCUAUACAAAUGUAGCUGUUAUCGUCCGAUCUGCAUUUGGGUGCUGGGGCGCUGACUUCCAGUCACACAGACAAUAGCCGAACAUGCAAACUGAAUGCAUGUGCAUGCAAGGGCUUGUCGCAUGCACGUAUGUAUCGUUUGUUGCUACUUGCUUGCCGUACGUGGAAAUAUGUUUUCUUCCGACACUGCGCCCUGCCAGCUCUAUCUCCCACGUGAUCUAUCCAGAUACACAUCCUCCGCGUAUGCUUCACGUAUGAAGGAUAUAUAGGGGUGCGGGCGUGUGUAUGUGCGUGUGAGUGCCGACCGUAGUAUGGAUAAGUGUCAGGCGGGCUCACGCCGGCCGUACAGUGGUAAUAACCAUCUGAGGAAGAAAUCGCUACCUCUAUCUGGCUGUGUAACAACGCUUACGGACG
Volvox carteri f. nagariensis is the source of this 1544-nucleotide messenger RNA. RefSeq lists its product as uncharacterized. The coding region runs from base 351 to 926 and encodes 191 amino acids. The transcript has 4 exons. The record is from RefSeq and is a predicted model, not a curated record. NCBI's taxonomy places the organism in Eukaryota, Viridiplantae, Chlorophyta, Chlorophyceae, Chlamydomonadales, Volvocaceae.